Molecule: messenger RNA, 2166 nt
Organism: Plasmopara halstedii
Lineage: Eukaryota; Oomycota; Peronosporomycetes; Peronosporales; Peronosporaceae
Product: Zinc finger, C2H2
Exons: 4
Coding region: 1-2166 (721 amino acids)
Cellular component (GO): cytoplasm
Source: RefSeq, a predicted model, not a curated record
AUGGCAGUGCGAAAGCGGUUCUGCUGGCGAGAGCGUAGUGAAAAGCUUAAUUGGCGGUUGCUUAAAGAUUUGGACGUGAACAGUGUGGUGCAGAGAGGUGAUCCUGCGGUACUAGAGCCAUAUGCCCUACAUAUCACGUUUGCGCGACUGCCUAUAACGCUCAAAGACUCAUCGAUACGUGACGCUUGGUACCUCGUGCGCAUCUUGCAGCUGGCCAUGGAAUUUUUACUCUUUAUGCGCUCGAGGGAUGGUGACGUGCUGGAAUCACUGAAUCAAGAAUCGCGGUUGCUGGAGCAAGAGCGGGAUGAGCUUAUAUUAAGUCUGCAAAAGUGGAAGGCCAGGGCUCAAUGUGCCGAUAAGCAGGUAAAAAAGCUGCACCAAGUAUUGCAAAAUAUUGCCAAACUGUUGCAAUUUCACGGAGCUUCACCAUCAGCAGUGGUGACGAUCCAGACGUUGCUGACAGAGAUAAUUUUGGAGAAACAAGCGAAACAGAGAAAGCGAGCGGUGAUAAAUGAACGCGAGGAGAAUCGAGACAACAUUAGUUCAGUGGUGCAGGAAGCUCGAGUUUGUGGCUAUUGUGGAAAGCUAUUUUCGUCGACAAUUUACCUGGAGAAGCAUCUUGUGCGGCGACAUAAAGGGGAGAGUAUAAAGAUGGAGGCACCUUUGACUCAUGCAAUGAAACAUGAUGUCACCGAUGAAACAGAAAAGGAAAAUAAAGUGGAACAAUCAGCGACUGAGGCUGCGAUGCAGAAAAUGGUACAGCAAAUUGAAAAGGCCCUUUAUAAGCAUGAGGAAAAGAUACAAUCGCUCGCGCAAGAUGAGGAAAAAAAAUUGGCGAAAAUCUUACAGCGACUGCAGUCAAAUGCGACAGUAGAUGAGGAAUUAAAAGCUUGCCAGAUAAAAAUCGAUCGGCUCAAUGAAGACUCAAAACGUCAACUCCAUGAAAUGUGCAAACAAAAGCAGCAAUACAAGGACGAGCUGGGUGACCUUAAGCAGCAAAUUAAAGAUCUGACGGUCAAGAAGAAGACUAUGGGAGUUCCGAAUGAUGUUAUUUUACCGCUUGUUCUAUCGCCCAAAAGUGACGAUGCAUUGGUUGCAACACAAACGGAAGUUGAUAAUUUACGACAGACUUUGAAAGAUGUAAGAGCAGAGCUUAUAUCGACACAAAGAGAAUUAACGAAAGUUCAAGCCUUACAUUUGUUGGCUCUAAAAAAGAAAAAAGUGUUGUCAGAUAAGCUGGCUUUGUCGUGUGCAAUACCUACUAUCGCACGGCAAGGAGCAAGCUCGCAAACAAAUCAUAUUCGGAUGACCAGUAAAAGUGUGCAGACGGACGCGCCGCACAACCAUUUAUCAAACGAACCAUCUACAGUUGAGCGACAAGACACAUGCACCCAAAGCGAGGAGCCUUCUAGAGUGAACGAGUUUGUGCAGACAGAACAUUCCACCAGCACAGUUCUGGAAAAAGGAUCUCAGCUAAUUUGCAAGAAAGUGGGUACAGAUCCGUUGAUAUUGAACGACAUGGGAAUUCAGACACACAAUUUUCCGGAUACACAAAAUGAUGCCGAGGCGCGAUUUGGCAUAGUCAAUGAUUCAUUUCUAGAUGAUGCACUUACACCUGUCUCCGCGUCACCAAACCAUGGCUUGUUAAUUGUCAAUUCAGGUGAAAUCGCUGAAAAAGUAGACGACCUGCAACAAACCUCACCAAUUCAGGCAGAAUUCGAUGUAGAACGCACGUACAUUCAGCAAAAGGCAAUUCAAAGCCUUCUCGAUAUUGCAUCUGGACGUGCUCAAAGCGCGGCUGAUAAAGCGAGUUCGAGCAAGUUGCCGGACUCUAAGAGUAACAGCUUGAGCUUCAGACAUAACGUUUUGACGGCUAAUUUUACUCAGCAUGACAACGAUUUGCUCAAAAAACAAAUGGCUUGUUGUCUUGAACAACUUGAGCUGUUCUGCCAACGAUGUGGUGUACCACAAAACUGUACCAAGUUAUCUGAAGAUCACUUGCAAAUCGCCAGACAAGCUUUGAGUAGACAUUUGAAAGUGCUGCCAGCGGACGUCUUGUCAAAGAUGAUAAUUUGCGAAAAUACAAUCAACGCAAUUAUUGAAAAGGAGUGGAUACUGACCAAGACGCACGCUAAGAUGCAAGACGAAGACUCAGGCAAAAUUUGA